Messenger RNA from Equus caballus (horse), 3732 nucleotides. RefSeq names its product 3'-phosphoadenosine 5'-phosphosulfate synthase 2 (gene PAPSS2). Gene Ontology annotation, molecular function: sulfate adenylyltransferase (ATP) activity; ATP binding; adenylylsulfate kinase activity. Gene Ontology annotation, biological process: 3'-phosphoadenosine 5'-phosphosulfate biosynthetic process; sulfate assimilation. The record is from RefSeq and is a predicted model, not a curated record. NCBI's taxonomy places the organism in Eukaryota, Metazoa, Chordata, Mammalia, Perissodactyla, Equidae.
CGCUGCCGCCGCCACCGCCAUCUGCGCGUCCUCGCGUCUCUGCUCCCAGGAGCCGGGCUCCGAGUUCCAGCUCGCCGGGUACAGCCGCAGCCAGCCAGUAUGUCGGGGCUCAAGAAGCAGAAGACGGGGACCGAGCAGAAAUCCACCAAUGUCAUCUAUCAGGCCCACCACGUGAGCAGGAACAAGAGAGGGCAGGUGGUUGGAACAAGGGGCGGAUUCCGAGGAUGUACCGUGUGGCUGACAGGUCUCUCCGGUGCUGGAAAAACAACGAUAAGUUUUGCUCUGGAAGAGUACCUUGUCUCCCACGCCAUCCCUUGCUACUCCCUCGAUGGGGACAACAUCCGUCAGGGCCUCAACAAGAACCUUGGAUUCUCUCCUGGGGACAGAGAAGAAAAUAUCCGGCGGAUUGCCGAGGUGGCCAAGCUGUUUGCUGAUGCUGGUCUGAUCUGCAUUACCAGCUUCAUUUCUCCUUUCACAAAGGAUCGUGAGAAAGCCCGCGAAAUCCAUGAAUCAGCGGGACUGCCGUUCUUUGAAAUAUUUGUGGAUGCGCCUCUAAACAUUUGUGAAAGCAGAGAUGUCAAAGGCCUCUACAAACGGGCCCGAGCUGGGGAGAUCAAAGGGUUUACGGGUAUUGAUUCUGAUUAUGAGAAACCUGAAACUCCUGAGCUUGUGCUUAAAACCAACUUGUCCUCAGUGGAUGACUGUGUCCAGCAGGUAGUGGAACUUCUGCAAGAGCAGAACAUUGUACCCCACACUGUAAUCAAAGGUAUCCAUGAACUCUUUGUGCCGGAAAACAACCUCGACCAAGUGCAAGCUGAGGCUGAAGCUCUCCCUUCGUUAUCAAUUACCAAGCUGGAUCUUCAGUGGGUCCAAGUUUUGAGUGAAGGCUGGGCCACUCCCCUCAAAGGUUUUAUGCGAGAGAAGGAGUACUUGCAGGUUUUGCACUUUGGCACCCUGCUAGAUGGCGUGGUCAUUCCUGAUGGCGUGAUCAACAUGAGCAUUCCCAUUGUACUGCCUGUCUCUGAGGAUGAUAAGAAGCGGCUGGAAGGGUGCAGCGAGAUCGUCUUGACACAUGGUGGACGGAGGGUGGCUAUCUUACAAGACCCUGAAUUCUAUGAAAAUAGAAAAGAGGAGUAUUGCUCCCGUGUGUGGGGGACAACAUGUGCAAAACACCCCCAUAUCAAAAUGGUGAUGGAAAGUGGGGAUUGGCUGGUUGGUGGAGACCUUCAGGUGCUGGAGAGAAUAAAGUGGAAUGAUGGGUUGGACCAAUACCGCCUGACACCUCUGGAGCUCAAACAGAAAUGUAAAGAAAUGAAUGCUGAUGCAGUGUUUGCAUUCCAGCUGCGCAAUCCUGUCCACAAUGGCCAUGCUCUGUUGAUGCAGGACACCCGCCGCCGGCUCCUGGAUAGAGGCUACAAGAACCCAGUUCUCCUGCUCCAUCCUCUGGGUGGCUGGACCAAGGAUGAUGAUGUGCCCUUGGACUGGAGGAUGAAGCAGCAUGCAGCUGUGCUUGAGGAAGGGGUUCUGGAUCCCAAGUCAACCAUCAUUGCCAUCUUCCCAUCUCCCAUGUUAUAUGCUGGCCCCACAGAGGUCCAGUGGCACUGCAGGUCCCGGAUGAUUGCAGGGGCCAAUUUCUACAUUGUGGGCCGGGACCCUGCAGGAAUGCCCCACCCUGAGACCAAGAAAGACCUGUAUGAACCCACUCAUGGGGGCAAGGUCCUGAGCAUGGCCCCUGGCCUCACCUCUGUGGAAAUCAUUCCAUUUCGAGUGGCUGCCUACAACAAAGCCAAAAAAAUCAUGGACUUCUAUGAUCCAGCAAGGCACAACGAGUUUGACUUCAUCUCAGGAACUCGUAUGAGGAAGCUGGCCCGGGAAGGAGAAAAUCCCCCUGAUGGCUUCAUGGCCCCCAAAGCCUGGAAGGUCCUGACAGAUUAUUACAGGUCCCUGGAGAAGGACAACUAAAUGCCCUUCGGCUCCAGAGUUUCUUUCUGAAGUGCUCUUUGAUUCCUUUCUCUAUUUUCGUGAUUAGAUGCUUUGUAUCCAAUUGCUUCUCAAUGACUGAUUUUAGUGUUUUAUAAUGAGGGAAAAAUUGUGUUUACAAUUUAAAGUCAACUUCAAAAUAUAUAUAUAUAUAUAUAUAUAUAUAUAUAUAUAUAUGUAUAUAUAAAAUCAAACUGAAGACCAAAUCUUAGCAGAUAAAAGCAAUAUUAUCAUCAUUUCAGGAUGAAAUUAGUUGCAUUCUCUACUGCAUCUGAGCAGGAAGGUCCCAGAUUUCUUAAAGCUUUGACCUUGUGUCUAGUUUACUUGCCAAAAAGUAAAGCAUAUUUUCCAGCUAAAAGCUUGCCCACCAGCACUCACCCAAUGUUGUACACCAGUAAUAAAGUAAGUCAGAUGAGGAGCCUUUUCUAUACAUCUGACCAAAAAAAAAAAAAAAAAUUUCUCACCCUAAAUGAGGUGUGACCCACACGUCAAGAAUCUUGCUAACAUUUCACCCCAUGCCUGUAUACAGCCUUACUGCCAAUCUCUUUUGUGCUGAAGUAUGACUUGACUGGAGAAACCAAAUGUGUGAAAAUGUGAAUUUAAUCUCAGAUCUAUGCAACCUAGUUCUGCCGUGAAAGUUAUAUUGUCUGAUAAGAAAAGAAGUCAAUGCCCUUCUGUGAAUAAGAUAACUCCAGUUAAUUGGCAACUUUUAAUUAAAUAGCAUAGAGUGUUUUGAUGAAAAGAUUUGCACCCAGGGCUAGACAAUCUGGCAAUGUUGUGGAAAGUUGAUUUUUCUCCUCUUUGCUGUGGUCAUUGGGUCCCAUGGAGAGGCUGUGCCUGUUGACUGCAGCAGUGUCUGCUGUAACCAAAAACAAUUCACAUUAGCAGACUAGCGAGCUGCUGGAACUGGAAAAGACUGCAGAAAACAUGGAAUCCAACCCUUUCAUCUUACAGGUGACCAAACUAAGACGAUGCACAAGCACGUGCUUCGUGAGCUGCUGAGCACUAUAACAAAAUACAAAACUGGCAUUAUUAGGAAGUACAGGUGGCACUACAAGAGCAUCCAGGCCACUUGACUCCCUGUCCAGUGCCCCGUCUACACUGUACAAUACAGGAGCUGGGUCUGAUUCCCCUCAACUGCUGAACAAAUCUCCUUGAACAGAUGGAACUUACAAAGCAGUAAGUGGAUGCUGAAAGGUCCCGAGUUUUCUAAACCCAGCUGAUUUUACUGCAGUUGAAAAAAAUAUUGUUCCAAAGACUCAUGCUGUUCCGAAACAUCCAACCUCUGAUGACUUUACUUCCUGGGAGGCAAUCUUUUGUACUUCAUGCAUAAUUCCUUGUUGCUAAGGAAUAUAUGAAGAAACAGUACCUUUUGUACAUAGAUCUCUCUGGAAGAGACAAACUGGAAAGAGAAAACUGUGAUUUUUUUCUUAUUCUCAGUUUUUUUAAAAAAACGCUAAUUUAGCCAAUGAAAGUUCUUUUGAGAAUAAAUUACAUACAAUGGCCACAGCAAAGUCUAACUGUCUUUAAUAGCUUAGUGCCUGUAUUCAUUUGAUCAGAGGUACUCAUUACUGCCUUUUUUUAAAACAGCGUAUUUAUUGAAAACAUGAGAUGUAGUGCCUUAACCAAUAUAUUUAGUGAUUUUUUAAUAUAUUUAAAACUGUUCUGCUCUAGGACCACACUUAAUGACAAAUGAUCAUCUCUAUGUACAACCGAUGCUUGUUCUUAUUUUAAUAAAUUUCUCAAAACAAA